This is a messenger RNA of Echinostoma caproni, 378 nucleotides long. NCBI's taxonomy places the organism in Eukaryota, Metazoa, Platyhelminthes, Trematoda, Plagiorchiida, Echinostomatidae. The record is from the annotation of a GenBank genome assembly.
AUGCAGAUCGGCAAUAAACCGGUGGAAAACCGUGAACCACAAAAUGAUGCGUUUGUUCGAAAUCUGUUGGAUUUGGAAGAGAAGUUGGAUGGCAGUACAAAUUCGGACAUGUCACGAACUCCGUGGACUAGUAUGGGAGACAUGGUCGAUGGGGACGAUGCUGUUCGUCCCCGAAAGUACAUGUCAAACCCUGCAGCCCAAAUGACCACCUUACACACGAACAAACAAAUAUCCCUGGCUGACAUACAGGUCAUCCGCUUCGGUGCUCUGUCGAUCGAUCCUGCUCAUCUGCACAAUCCUCGGCUUGCAUUCCAUCCAACACGCUUCCCAUGCCGGAAGGGUUUGUCAGUGAAGGAGCACGAUGACAUGAUCGAAUGA